CUGGAUCGAUGGUCGUGCAGGACCACAGCAAUAACGCAAUCCAACCACCCGGACUCAUGUGCCUUUAGCUCUGCUCUUCUGGGGAACCUCCUCGUUCUCCCACCCCCUCCCCUCCUGGAGUUUCUUCCUCUUCCUCCCUAUAUAUCUCGCAGGUCGACGAAGGGUCUUGCUCUUUUACCAUUGCACGAGUUGAAUUACAACUCUAGCACUCGCUUCUACCCUCUGGUCUGACCAGAUACGUCGUCAGUAUGAGAUCUUACGAGGUCCAUUCGGCGCCUCCCACUGCCGUCGACCUGGAGAUUUCACAAGGGAAGGAAGGGACGGCCGAACACAGCUCCCUGGCGACGGAUGAGAAGAAAGAUUUUAUUCCUCCCAAUGCACAGGACCCUUUCGGGGAUGAGGAGUUCGCGGAGGUCAAGUACAAGGUCCUGAAGUGGUGGCAAUGCGGCCUCCUCAUGGUGGCCGAGACGGUGUCAUUGGGGGUGCUGUCCCUGCCUGCUGCUGUCGCCGGCUUGGGUCUAGUCCCCUCGGUGGUCAUCCUGGUGUCCCUGGGUGGUUUGGCUACCUACACCGGCUAUGUGAUCGGUCAGUUCAAAUGGAGGUAUCCGCAGGUCUGCAACAUGGCCGACGCCGGUGAGGUGCUUGCCGGCCGCUUUGGCCGUGAGCUGUUGGGAAUGGGCCAGAUCAUAUUCUUGGUUUUCAUCAUGGCCAGCCAUCUGCUAACCUUUACGAUUGCCAUGAACGACAUCACGGACCAUGGGACGUGCUCCAUCGUCUUUGGAAUUGUGGGCUUGGUCGUCUCUUAUGGGUGCACCCUGCCGCGCACUCUGGCCAAAAUGUCCUGGCUCUCGCUAGUUUCAUUCAUCAGCAUCUUGUCCGCCGUGAUCGUCACUAUGAUUGGUGUGGGCAUCACCCACCCGGGCGAAAUGGUGCAAGCGACUGUCAACACCAACCUAUACCACGGUUUCACUGCUGUGGCCAAUAUUGUCUUUGCAUUUUCCGGACAUGCAGCAUUCUUUGGCCUUGCGGCCGAAUUGAAGAAUCCCGUCGACUUUCCCAAGGCCUUGGUGCUGCUUCAGAGUAUCGACAUAACUCUUUACGUCGUUGCAGCCAUCGUGAUCUACUGCUAUGGAGGUUCAACAGUUACUUCUCCUGCACUGGGUUCUGCCAGUCCAGUCGUAUCCAAGGUCGCCUAUGGCAUUGCCCUUCCAACAAUCAUCAUUGCUGGUGUCAUCAACGGACAUGUGGCCUCCAAGGCAGUCUAUGUUCGCAUUUUCCGCGGCACCGACCACAUGCACAAGCGUAGUAGGGUGGCCGUGGGUUCCUGGGCCGGAAUUUCCCUGGGACUAUGGGUGCUUGCCUGGAUCAUCGCAGAAGCCAUUCCAGUAUUUACCAAUUUGUUGAGCUUGGUUACAGCACUCUUCGCUAGUUGGUUCACGUUCGGUCUCAGCGGGAUCUUCUGGUUGUUCAUGAACCGGGGGCGAUGGUUCUCAUCUCCGGGGAAGAUCGCCCUUACGACGGUGAACGUGUUAGCGAUUGGGAUUGGUGGGUGUCUGUGCGGUCUCGGGCUUUAUGUUUCUGGAAAGGCUAUCCAUGACAACCCCAGCAACGCCAGUUUCUCCUGUGCGAAUAAUGCAUGAUGACGGUUUCUGUUUUGGUUCUGCUAAGUCUUCCCAGCGCGGUUGGGAUAUUCUGGCGCAUGGUGUUUCUUCUUCUGCAUUCUGCAUGCUGCAUGAUAUGAGUGUAACGGCAGCACUGUGAUGUCCUAUACAAAGCAUGAUGGCGUCUUGUAUAUAGAUUUUGUACAUACAUCAUGUGUAUUCACAGCUGAUGACAGCCAGCAUGACAUCAUCGGUCAUACCCAAGUCCAACCCCAAUAAGCUGAGG
This is a messenger RNA of Aspergillus sclerotioniger CBS 115572, 1887 nucleotides long. RefSeq names its product neutral amino acid permease. NCBI's taxonomy places the organism in Eukaryota, Fungi, Ascomycota, Eurotiomycetes, Eurotiales, Aspergillaceae. Gene Ontology annotation, cellular component: vacuolar membrane. The transcript is spliced from 8 exons. Gene Ontology annotation, biological process: amino acid transmembrane transport. Gene Ontology annotation, molecular function: amino acid transmembrane transporter activity. The record is from RefSeq and is a predicted model, not a curated record. Bases 249 to 1640 code for a protein of 463 amino acids.